CUGCCCUCGUCUUCCGCCGGCUGCAUGACCCCUCGACUGCUCAGUCUACCUGGAUUCCUUAGGUCGAAUUCAUCAUGUGACGUGGAUACUGUGCGCGCGAGUUUCGGUUGUGUGUAUAAUAUUAUACCGCGAUUGUGUAUAUUAUCAUGUUUUUGUCAUGUGUGUUCGGUGAUACGGGUUCGUCGUAGGCAGUAUAGCUGUGCUGUGUAACCGUCAAAUGGCGUACGGCCAGUGGGUGUUCUUGGUGCUUUUGGCAUGUUUCGGUCGAUUACAAUGUGCACUGAACAACCGGCCGCCGCAGUUUCUUCCUGGAGGAGACAUGGCUCGGUUUUCCAUAGCCGAAGACACGGCGGUCAACAAAUCCGUGUACAAACUGUUAGCCGUCGAUCCCGACGGUUCCAAAGUCACGUACACCAUAAGCGGUCAACACUUUAGCGUGGACCGAUCGACAGGCGUUGUAACGUUGAUCAAGGCUCUGGACCGAGAGCUGUUCGAUUCCAUCGAGGUGGUCAUCAGCGUGACAGACGAACCAAUCGGAGACACUGAUAUCAACACGGUUUCGCUGAGGAGGGAAAUCGCAGUGGUCGACGUCAACGACCACCCUCCGGAGUUCCAAGGAAGGCCUUAUUCGUUUAGCGUGCCCGAAAACGCGCCGGUCGGGAGCAUCAUAUUCAAUAACAUAACCGUCAUAGACAAAGACAUAGGAAUCAACGGGGAAAUCACGCUGGAAUGCAUUCAAAACAGCGCACCCUGCUCCACGUUCAACCUCCUCACAGAGAAAAUAGCUUCUGGCACGUAUUCGGGUUUGAUACGGUUAGCCCGUCCCCUGGACUACGAUAGCGUGUCCUCUUACAUGCUGACCGUCAAAGCUUCCGACAACAACCAGAGGCACACGCUCACGUCCACCGCCAACAUCUCGGUCGUCGUCAAAGACGUCCAAGACGAGCCUCCGGUUUUCUUGAACUCGCCUUAUUCCAUCGUAAUAGACGAAAACACUCCGGCCGACGUUCAAGUGUUGGCCGUUAACGCCGAAGACGGUGAUGCCGGUCACAAAAGGCAAGUGGUUCUGAGCAUCGAGGACGACUCUCUUGGAUAUUUCAACAUCGAAAACCGACCCAACGGAUCUGCUUACAUUUACACCAGUGAAAAUCCAAUCGACAGAGAAAACAAAAUAGUUUCUGACGCAGGGGGCAUCUACACGUUUAGGCUGAAGGCCACAGAACUGAUAAACAACGAGCUGCCGGGAGAGAUGAGCUACGAAAUAGUCACCGUCGUUGUGCAAGACGUCGACGACGAAUUACCCGAAUUCAACGAUCACAGUUUCUCCACUUCGGUAUCGGAAGACACAAAUGUCGGUACGCCUUUACCCGGUUUGAACAUCGUCGUUAACGAUCCAGAUCUGGGAGAUAACGGCAGAUACGUUCUGGUGAUGAAGUCCAGCGAUCCCAGGGCGUCAAACUGGUUUAAAGUAAUUCCAGAAGCGGCCGUGGGAAGGACGAACGUGUUGAUACGUUUAGUCGACAACGACGGGUUCGAUUAUGAGGCAGGCGUUACGAAUGUCGAAUUCGAAAUAGUCGCCAUGUACCAAGACAAAAUGAGCGGAGGUUUCAAGGAGGCUUCGUCGGCGUACGUGAUGAUUGAAGUCUUAGACGCCAACGACAAUUUGCCCAAGUUCGAUCAACUGACCUACGCCUUCUCGGUGCCGGAAAAUACUCAGCCCGGCACCAAAGUGGCCAACCUGACUGCGACAGACAUUGAUAGCGGAAUUAACUCGGAUAUAGCUUAUAGUCUCCAAGGAUUUGGAGUGGACAAGUUCGGCAGCGAUUCUGAACUCGGUGGCAUAUAUCUUACCAACAAAAUCGAUUACGAACAACAAAGCUCUUAUUCGUUGACUCUGGAAGCGAAAGAUGGCGGCAACCGAUCCACUCACGUAGUGAUACUGAUCGAAGUCGUCGACGUCAACGAUAACGCUCCAGUGUUUAACGCUCUGGAAUACAGGAGAACGAUAAGAGAGGGGGCCACAGAGUUCCAGCCAAAACUAUUUGUCCAGGCAUCGGAUUCCGACAGCGGCAUCAACUCGAUGAUUCGCUAUUCGAUGGCCGGCUCCAACUACGACGGUAUCCUGAUGGUGAACCCCAGCACGGGCGAGCUGACGUUGAACUCUUCGGUGAGUUUGAGCCACACUUCCAGGGGUCAGUACGAGGCAACCGUUAGGGCCACCGACAUGGGAGUCCCGGCACUGCACGCCGACGUCCAAGUGCACGUCAGGGUGGGCGUGCCCGGCAAUCAGCGGCCGGUUUUCGGUAACACCGCCUACUCGGUCGCGGUGCCGGAAAACACGCCGAGGUCGUCCCAAGUGCUGAGGGUUCGGGCUACCGACCCGGACGGGCCCGACGACUUGAUCAAGUACAGCAUGGUCAACAACAACGAUAACUUCCACGUCGACGACCGUUCCGGCGUUAUAUCCGUGUCGGACCGAGCCAUACUCGACCUGGACGUGACCGGCGUACAGUCCUAUCAUCUGGUCGUCAUAGCCAUGGACAGUGGAUCGCCAAUCAGAGAAGUGGCACACGCCGACGUCUACGUCAACGUGACCGACGUCAACGACAAACCGCCCAAGUUUGACGGCGAUGCAAGUUACAUAGUGUACGUGCCGGAGACUACCGAAAAAAAUCUAGUGGUGUUCAAAGUCAACGCCGUCGAUCCGGAUAAGAACGCUUCGGUUAAGUACGCCAUCGUCGAACCGAUCAAAGCCAGCGACAAGACCGGACUACCGUUGAAAAACUCGAGCCUGUACAACGUCAAAGACCUCUUUAGCAUAAAUCGAAAUACCGGCGAAAUCAAAGUCAACAAUACGCUAAGCUAUCAAACGGCAUCGGUGAUCGUGUUGACCGUAAGAGCCGUGGACGAAAACGCCGUGGAAAACGUUCAGCAGCAAUUCGACACGGUGGAAAUCACAAUAUUCGUGAAGCCAUAUGAUAACAAGAAUCCGGUAUUCACAAACGCCGGUUGGUCGGCCGAGAACUCAUCAGUGUUGGUCAUCAAAAUCGACGAGGAAACUCCAAUCGGCACGCCAUUGUUACAACUCAAAGCCGUCGACGUUUCAACGAACAAUUCUCUGUACGACUUCAAGCCGACCACGGCCAUUCCAAUGCAAAUCACUAUGGACUACACGGGAAAAAUCACGUUGAUAGAGCGACUCGACUACGAAACGAUCGAGGACAAAGUACUUACGUUUCAAGUGAAAGUAACAACAGAAGAUGGAGAGCGAUCGACCACCAAAACAAUUGUCAUCGAAAUUCAAGACAUAAACGAUAACGCUCCGGAAUUCGAGUAUCCAGUGUACCGCGCUUCAAUAGUGGAAUCCAGCCCUAAGGGAACCGUAGUGUUGUCGGUCAGAGCAAACGACGAGGAUUUGCCCACUUCGCAGUACGGUCAAGUCAGAUACCGCCUGGGCGGGGAAAACGCCAAUUUGUUCACCGUGGAUCCUUUGACCGGCGAAAUAAAGAUCUCUGGAAACGGCGUGGUCGACCGAGAGAAAACCGCCACGCUGAAAUUAACUCUGUUCGCGUCGGAUAUGCCACAGGGUGGUAACGACCAAAAGGUUUCUUCGGUUCCGGUGGAAAUCCACGUGAAAGACAUCAACGACAACGCUCCGGAAUUCGAUUCGACCACUUACAUUGCCGUCGUUUUGGAAAAUGUAAUUCCCGAGACGAGCGUUCUCAACGUGUCGGCACGGGACCCCGACGAUGGACCCGGCGGGCUGAUCAAUUACAAACUGGUCGACGAACAGCAGCUUCGGGGUUAUCUCUACAUAAACAGCGUCAACGGACAGAUCAGAACUUCCAAACGGUUGACCGGCAAAGGUCGUCCCGAUCCGUACGAACUGAAGAUCCGGGCAGAAGACAACGGCGAACCGGCAAUGUCCACCGACGUCAAACUCAGCCUCUACAUAAGCGACAUAAUCGAAAACGACGGAGUUCCUUCGUUCGUGCAUCCGAACGCCGACGAGAUCGCGUACAUUUCCGAGAAUGCUUCCGUUGGGUCGUUGGUGUUUAGAGCGUUAGCUACGGAUCCAGACGACCCGGCCACGUUGGAAGGAACCAUACACUAUAGCUUCCUGGAAGCAACUAAGGAUUCUUCGGCGUUCGCCAUCAAUCCGGAAACUGGUUUGAUCACUACUAAAGCCGUAUUGGACCGGGAAACCCAAGACAAAUACACCCUAGUGCUGGUGGCACGAGACAUGGGAGACGUACCACAGCACAGCACGAGAAUAUUUAACGUCAUCGUUACGGACGUCGACGACAAUAAGCCUGCGUUCAACAGAUCUGUGGAAGAGAAACCUCUGGUGAUGGAAACCGAAGAAGAAUCCGCUGUCGGUACACUUGUCGGACACGUAAAAGCGUUUGACCCAGACAUCGGAGACAAUGCCAUCAUUGACUACAUUAUAAUAGACGGAAACGAAGGCGACGCUUUUUAUCUGAACAUUUCCGACAACGUCGCCGAAAUACGAAUCAACGGUGAAGUGGACAGAGAAGUCGUUUCGGAGUACUUGCUGACGGUGAAAUGUUUUAAGCGGAAAAACAAAGCAUACGCUUUGGACAAGCCGUACAACAAACAAGACGCCAGCGAAAGACAAGUGCUCGUAAGGAUCGUCGACGUCGACGACAACUUGCCUAAAUUCGUUCAAGAAAACAUAACAAUAGGUGUCCGGAUGAGCGUUCCGUUGGACACUCUCGUGGCGACGAUUCGGGCGACGGACGUCGACAGUUCGGCUGAACAAAUCACGUAUCACAUUACAAAUCUGUCAUUCAGUCGUCACACCGAGGGCAGCACCACGGACGUGAGCACUUGGCCGUUCUUUUUGGACCAGUCGUCCGGCGAUAUCAGAACCACCACUUCGAUGACGCCGUUCGUCGACGGUCGUUUCACCAUCGCGGUGGCCGCCAUCAACAGCGACGUGCCCGGCAGACAUUCCAAUUCGACCAUUAGGGUGUACGUCGUCAAGGACCGCGGUCUCCUGAAAUUCGUGUUCUCCAGACCUCCCAACGUGGUCGGACAUCACAUACAAAAGUUCAAGGACGACGUCGAGAAAGCUCUGGGUUCGUCUCGGGCCACGUUGAACCUGUACGACACACAGUUCUAUUCGAAAACCGACGGCAGCUUGGACUUCAGCAGCACCGGAUCGUGCUUCCAGCUGGUCGGCCCGAACAGUUACAGUCCCAAAGACACGAUAACGCUGCUCGAAGACCCUACCAAUCACGAGUUGAAAAACGUUUACAAACUGUACGACGUCAAGACAAUAGAGCGGUGUUCUCCGAAACAAACCAAAGCGGCUGUUACUUGGGUUCAGCUGUCGGUGCUGGGCAUUGCGGGCUUUAUUGGAAUCGCAUCGAUUUUGGCCAGUUGUAUUCUAUACUGUUCUUAUAAAAGGUGGAAACGACUAAGGUGAACAUCGGUGAAAAAGAAACUCAACAACGUGAGUUGCCAUCUAAUAGUGCUGUGAUCUAAUUAUUCAAAAAUCAAAAUUAUUUAUAGCUUUAACUUAAAAAAUAAAUGUAAAUAGUUACUAUUAUAUCUACACAAAUAAAUUACUAGUUUUUGUGAAUGUAA
Messenger RNA from Adelges cooleyi (spruce gall adelgid), 5613 nucleotides. RefSeq names its product cadherin-23 (gene Cad74A). The transcript is spliced from 21 exons. The coding region runs from base 218 to 5452 and encodes 1744 amino acids. The record is from RefSeq and is a predicted model, not a curated record. Gene Ontology annotation, cellular component: catenin complex; plasma membrane. Gene Ontology annotation, molecular function: cadherin binding; calcium ion binding. Gene Ontology annotation, biological process: homophilic cell-cell adhesion. NCBI's taxonomy places the organism in Eukaryota, Metazoa, Arthropoda, Insecta, Hemiptera, Adelgidae.